AUGAAAACCCUCGCGAAGCGGCAGCGGUCAGAGUCGGUGAACGAGGCGAAACCACAUCGCGCUGCGAGAAAGGAAAGCACCACCACCUCGCACUCGGCACCCUCGCCAGCAGCAUCUCGCACCUUGACGACAGCCUCCGACACAGAUGCCGCGAGUUCAGCUGCCGUCGCCGCUCCCUAUGAUCGAAAGCCCUGCAAAAGUGCCCUUCUCGUUGUGAGUACUUGCCACGCCGUCAUGGCUGGUCUCGUGUACCGGAAGGAGAAAUUCUACAUAAAGUUCUCGGUGAAGCGUCAUGUCGGUCGUGUAAACAGUGUGGCAGUAGCGGAGCGCUACAUCGCCAGCAGCGGCGUUGAUGAGCGGGUCUUUCUCUUCACAAACAAGGCUGAGGAGCGCCUGACAGCGCCAAUGCGCAAGAAGAUGCAGGAGGCUGGCGAACCUCUCGCAGUGCGCCUAGCUGAUCUAGGCAGCAUCGCGCCUCCAGCUGAAGUAACCGUGCUCGUCUUUGCCGAUGGCUCUCAACACCUACUGUGUGGCUGCUUAGAUGGUCAGCUGCUCAUCUACCGCUGCCGCGACUGGUCCGUUAGAAGCGCGCUCGCGGUGCAUGAGAAGGCCCUUGUUGGACUUGCUGUGCACCCCAGAAGCCACGGCAGUCUUGCCGUCACGGUAGGAGAGGAUCGCACGAUUGCCGUGCUCGACCUUGUGAAGGGGAAGCUGCUGACAAAGUGGAAGUACAACCCCUCGCCUGCAGCACCUGGCAGCGUCUCUCAGAAGGCUGGGGGCAGCGCACCGGAAGAGGCGGAGAGGCCCUCCGCCUUUGCCCCUGCUGCCCGCGAAGAACUCGUUGGUGUCCUCUUCUCUCCUCAAGGCACCCGACUGGUUGUUUUUAGUCGUUUUUCGUUUGUCGUCUACGACUCCGCUGUCAUGGAGCCACUCUGUAGCUUCCGCUGUGCCAACCCGCAGCCACCGAGCGAGAUGCACCGCUUCGCCUUCUUCUCCGAGACGGAGCUCAUCGUGGGCACCGAGGUGGGUGCACUUCAAGUGUGCCGCAUUGAAGAAACUUCUGAUAAACUGUUGAACAUGACAGCGACGUUGACGCCAGUGGCGGCGACAUACCCGGAGAGCGUACGCGAGAAGGCGGCUGCGCUGUUAGCAACACCAGUGAAGAUGGAGGUGGAGACGCGCCAAAAGAGCCCGUUGCGGCACGUCAACCGUAUAAAGGGACUGCAGGUGCAGGGCAGCACCGUCUUCUCCAUAGACUCCAACGGCAUUGUCAUUGCAUGGAAUGCAAAGAGGACGGCGGCUGGUCCGCUGAGUCUGCAGUACGUGACGAGUGCAAACUGUCAAGGCCGUGUGACGGGCAUGGAGCUCUACCCCCUGCAUGUGCACGACAUCCAAAAAUCCCCACCAGUGAAAGGCUGCGCGGGUGGCCUAAAACUAAACCGGCGCUAA
Leishmania braziliensis MHOM/BR/75/M2904 is the source of this 1449-nucleotide messenger RNA. RefSeq lists its product as hypothetical. Gene Ontology annotation, molecular function: protein binding. The record is from RefSeq and is a predicted model, not a curated record. The transcript has a single exon. NCBI's taxonomy places the organism in Eukaryota, Euglenozoa, Kinetoplastea, Trypanosomatida, Trypanosomatidae. The coding region runs from base 1 to 1449 and encodes 482 amino acids.